Molecule: messenger RNA, 618 nt
Organism: Drosophila willistoni
Lineage: Eukaryota; Metazoa; Arthropoda; Insecta; Diptera; Drosophilidae
Product: proline-rich extensin-like protein EPR1
Exons: 1
Coding region: 1-618 (205 amino acids)
Source: RefSeq, a predicted model, not a curated record
AUGUCUAUCUCUCAGAAUAUCCUGUUUGUAGUAAUGUGCGGUUUGGCUCUGGCUGCCGGAGAUGUAUCGCAUUUAUUUGGCCAUGAACACGACCAUCAUCAUCACCACGAUCAUCACCAUGAGGAGCAUCCCGGUUAUAACUACGAACCCCCGAGCAUACCCUUCGAUUUACCAAAGCCAGGCCCGGAAUAUUUACCACCUGUGGCACCACCAGCACCAACUCCUGUUUACUUGCCGCCUGUAAAAGCAGUCACCCUGCCACCGCCAGUGUACUUGCCCCCUCAGACAGUAAAGCCAGCUAUUCCAGUGAAACCAAAGACGGCCUAUUUGCCACCAGUGCCUGCACCAACACCAGCUCCUGUACCACUGCCCACAGUAAGACCAGUAGCGCCCAUUGCAAAGAUCGAGACUCCCAAGCCUUCAUAUUUGCCACCUCCACCCCAACCAAAAGUGGAAUAUUUGCCUCCUGCACCAGUGCCAACUUUUAAAAUCCCCAUUCCCUCGUACGCUGCUCCCCUUGAGGAGCCCGUGAACUCCUACUUGCCGCCACAAGAGCCACAACGUAGUGCUGAUGACGGCUAUCACUAUGAUGCCCCCGCCAAGCCCUUCCUUUUCUAA